Messenger RNA from Pipra filicauda (Wire-tailed manakin), 1219 nucleotides. RefSeq names its product caudal type homeobox 4 (gene CDX4). The transcript is spliced from 3 exons. The coding region runs from base 1 to 777 and encodes 258 amino acids. Gene Ontology annotation, cellular component: nucleus. The record is from RefSeq and is a predicted model, not a curated record. Gene Ontology annotation, molecular function: RNA polymerase II transcription regulatory region sequence-specific DNA binding; DNA-binding transcription factor activity, RNA polymerase II-specific. Gene Ontology annotation, biological process: embryo development; regulation of transcription by RNA polymerase II; anterior/posterior axis specification. NCBI's taxonomy places the organism in Eukaryota, Metazoa, Chordata, Aves, Passeriformes, Pipridae.
AUGUACGUGAGCCCGCUCCUGGACAAGGACGGCAGCAUGUACCCAGGCUCUGCCCGGGCUGCCAACACCCUGCCAGGGCAGGGCUUCGUGUCCGCACCCCCCUACCCCGAGUACAUGGGAUACCACCCCGUGCCAGCCCUGGACACCCACGGGCAGCCGCCGGGGCCCUGGGGCUCCCACUAUGGCCCGCAGAGGGAGGACUGGAACGCGUACGGGCCGGGCCCCUCCGGCGCGGGCACUGCCCAGCUCAGCGCCUCGUCCCCCGCCCCGGGCUCCUACAGCCCCGCCGAGUACAGCUCCCUGCAGCCCGGGGCCGGGGGGGCUCCUCCCGCAGAGCCCGGCAGUGCCCAGCACUGCUCCCCCAGCAGCCACAGGCACAGCUCCUACGAGUGGAUGAGGAAAACCGUGCAAGCCAACACCACUGGUAAAACAAGAACAAAAGAAAAGUACCGAGUUGUUUACACAGACCAUCAGAGACUGGAAUUAGAGAAGGAAUUUCACUGCAACAGAUACAUCACAAUCAGGAGAAAGUCAGAACUGGCAGCAAACCUGGGACUAUCCGAAAGACAGGUGAAGAUCUGGUUCCAGAACCGGCGGGCAAAGGAAAGGAAGCUGCUCAAGAAGAAAAUCUCGCAGUUUGAUGGCAGCGGGGGCUCAGCCCAGAGCGACUCGGGGUCACUGAGCCCCACCGAACUGUCCAGCUCCCUGUUCCCACCUCCCCACAGCAUCAGUGGAUUACAGCCUAGUGACAUUCACCAGGUCAUGGUUUCAGAAUGAACAGAGGGAAAAAAAAACAGGAAAAAAGAGAAAGCAGGAAUGGAUUUCCCCACCUUUAAAACUCACUUAUGCAAAGGACCCUUCUCAUUUCACUGCCUCUAGAGAGCUGAUUUCUGAGCACGGGAUCUGGGACUGUUGUCAAAGUAUUUUAAUUGUUGCAGAAAUCUCAGGGAACUUGUGCUGCUAAGAUUCAUCUCUCAAUAUCUUUGAACAGCAGGUAAUUUGCUUCAGACACUGACAUAAAGAAUGAGACAACAAAGGUUCAAGUAAACAUAGUUCUAGUCUGAUCACAUAUACCCACAGAGAACUAAGGGGACUGAUUAUAAAACAGAGUAUUAUUGCAGAAAAUAUAAGAAGCUGGGUGUGUUUGUGUUGUUACAUUUAUAUAAUUAGAGUAAACAGUAGAUGUUAAUAAAUAUUUACACUUACAUGUAUUGAAAAG